This is a messenger RNA of Solea solea (common sole), 855 nucleotides long. It is a transcript of the gene uts2d, whose product is annotated as urotensin 2 domain containing. Lineage: Eukaryota; Metazoa; Chordata; Actinopteri; Pleuronectiformes; Soleidae. Gene Ontology annotation, molecular function: hormone activity. Gene Ontology annotation, biological process: blood vessel diameter maintenance; regulation of blood pressure. Bases 85 to 444 code for a protein of 119 amino acids. The record is from RefSeq and is a predicted model, not a curated record. Gene Ontology annotation, cellular component: extracellular region. The transcript has 5 exons.
GGACCAAGGCAGAGGACUGCUUGCCUUGGUUGAGGGAAGGAUUCAUAGAGCAUCAUUUGACAGAGACCAUAUAGAGUGAUUGCCAUGGACAGGUCUACAGUUGUGAAUUACUUCUUAGGACUCCUGGGUUUGUUUCUACUGCAGGGCGUGCUGAAUGUGGAUGGACGAAGCAUGUUUAACCCUGGAAACCACGUUUUUAAUCCCAAAGAAGACACAGAGGCCCAGAGCAAGGUUCUUGCACUCUUACUACACAAAAGCUUAGUUCCAGUUGAAACAGACGAUCCUCUGGGUCUUGAGCUGGCCAAUAAAUUAACUGAAUUAGAAGGGCUGAGAGUGUUGAAGGAAAACCUGGAGCUGGAACAGGAGAUUACAGCCAAUUUGGUGGAGGGAAAAUCCAUAACUCGGAAGAGAGGUGAACCUUGCUUCUGGAAAUACUGUGUUUGAGGUGGAUGCAGGAGAAGGAGGACCACUGUGAACCCCAACAUAGCCUUAAGACUCACAGCAUCAGUAAUAUAAUCACAAUAUACUUAUCCCAGCAAUAUCAAGUUGUGCCAUAAUCAAUGUCAUCAAUAAAAAUGUCAUUACCACUGCACUGAAGUGCUCUCGUGAGAGAUCUGAGCGCAGUGGCUGUAAAUCUUUCAUCUGUAAAUAAUCACCUCACUGGAAAUACUUGAGGGGCAGAUAGGACGACGUGUCUGCAAAGACAUUUAUCAUUUUUGCAGGGAUUUUGUUUGUGUAUAUGUCGCUCUCUUGUGGCUAAUGUGGGCUUUACAUUUUUUUGUAGUGGUCAAUACAGGUCAUAUAAUAUGUCACAGCUUAUAAAGAAUGCACUGCCCUCCAUUUUACAAAAUAAAU